Messenger RNA from Lepidothrix coronata (blue-crowned manakin), 960 nucleotides. RefSeq names its product forkhead box B2 (gene FOXB2). Gene Ontology annotation, biological process: regulation of transcription by RNA polymerase II; anatomical structure morphogenesis; cell differentiation. NCBI's taxonomy places the organism in Eukaryota, Metazoa, Chordata, Aves, Passeriformes, Pipridae. The record is from RefSeq and is a predicted model, not a curated record. Gene Ontology annotation, molecular function: RNA polymerase II cis-regulatory region sequence-specific DNA binding; DNA-binding transcription factor activity, RNA polymerase II-specific. The coding region runs from base 1 to 960 and encodes 319 amino acids. The transcript has 2 exons.
AUGCCCAGGCCGGGGAAGAGUUCGUACAGCGACCAAAAGCCGCCUUACUCUUACAUCUCCUUGACGGCCAUGGCCAUCCAGCACUCGGCCGAGAAGAUGCUGCCCCUGAGCGACAUCUACAAGUUCAUAAUGGAGCGAUUCCCCUACUACCGGGAGCAUACCCAGCGCUGGCAGAACUCCCUCCGUCACAACCUCUCCUUCAACGACUGCUUCAUCAAGAUCCCGCGGCGACCCGACCAGCCGGGCAAGGGCAGCUUCUGGGCGCUGCAUCCGGACUGUGGGGACAUGUUUGAGAACGGCAGCUUCCUCCGCCGCCGCAAGCGCUUCAAGGUCCUGCGCCCCGAGCACCACCUGCCUGGCGGCGGCGGCAGCGGGACAGGCAGCGGCGGUCCCGGCAAGCCCCCGGCGCCCACCCCGCACAUGGUCUCCGAGGCGGCCGUGGCCGCAGCAGCGGCCGCUGCAGCGGUGGGGAGGCUACCGCAGUUUUCGCCCUACGGGAGCAGCCAGCCCUCGGGCUUCAAGCAUCCCUUCGCCAUCGAGAAUAUCAUCGGCAGAGAUUACAAGGGUGUACUGCAGGCCGGCGGGCUGCCGCUGGCCUCGGUGAUGCACCACCUGGGCUACCCGGUGCCCAGCCAGCUCAGCGGCGUGGUGAGCUCCGUGUGGCCGCACGUGGGGGUGAUGGACUCCGUGACCAGUGUGCCCGUGUCCCCUGACUACGGACCCUUCGGCGUGCCUAUGAAGGCGCUCUGCCACCCGCCGGCACAGACCAUGCCGGCUGUCCCGGUGCCCAUCAAACCGGCGCCGGCAAUGUCCACUGCCUCGGCCAUCCCUGCUCUGACGGUCUCUGCCUCGCAGAUCUGCCCUGCUGCUUCCCCGGCCGCUGCUUCGUUGUUGGAACAGGCCGCGAGCAACAACCCCGAGGGCAAGGGCUCCCUCCACUCCGUCCUGGUGCACUCCUAA